GUUGCUCUGUGAGUCUGCAGAGGAAACAGAAAGUUCAGAGGGGCGCAAAAGAAGAAGGAACAGAAUUUAAAAAAGCAGAGGACCUCCCUCUUCUCUUUCUGCAGCUCCUGCAAGAGCCAGCAAUCUAGAAGUACUAUCUAAGCUGCCACACUAGAUCCUGACCUUUUUAACAGAGUAUCUCUUACCAUCAUCAUCAUGGCCGAGAUUACAGCAGAAGGACGUAUGACUACAACCACGACGAUAAUAGAUGGUAAGAACGGAUCCAUUCCCUCAUCAUCCAUGAAAGUGGGCAAGAAAUCAGUUACGGAAGACCUCGUGACAACAUUCAGCUCACCAGCAGCAUGGCUUCUUGUUGUUGCUCUGAUUGUUACCUGGUCAGCAGUAGCUAUUGUAAUGUUUGACUUGGUGGAUUACAAAGCCUUUGCAGCCACCUAUUCACAACAUUGCGAUGAUCCCUGUUUACCACCUGGAAGAUCUGUUAACAAGCUCAGCACAGAACCACUGAGAAUCAUUCAUCAGACAUUGGAAGAAUCCACUGAUUGGCUUUAUGGCUUUAUUUCUUUUCUGUCUGACAUCGUAUGGAGUGAUGAUGAUGACAGUGAUGAAGGUGAAGUGGAACCUUCCCUGAAAAAAGAAAUUCAUAAACCGAAACAAGAGAGACACGAAAAAAGAACAGCACCAAAAGUAAUUCACAGGGACAAACCUGAAAAACAAGAAAAAAUUGAGAGGAAGGAACCCCUAAAGGUGACCCAUAAAGACAAACUGGAAAGACAAGAAAAACCUGAAAAAAAGGAAAGGCAUGCAGCUACUCACAAAGAGAAACCUGAAAAGCCAGAAAAACAUGAAAAGAAAGCACCUUCUAAAGUAAUUCAAAAAGACAAACCUGAAAGACAUGAAAAAGCUGAAAAGAAACCUCCUCCUAAAGAGGAGAAGAAAGUAAAGAGCGCUAAAGUGGAAGCAAAAGUUAAAAAGGAAGUGAAGGAUGGAAAAGGAGAAGCAAAGACGACUGAGAAGGUCAAGCAGGCGGAGACUAAAACAACAGAAGUUGGGCUAAUAAAGGCCAAACCGAAAGUUAAGGAGGAGAAAGGUCUUCAGACUGUAACUAAAUCGGAAAAGAAAGAUCAAUAUGCAUUCUGUCGCUAUGUGAUUGACAUGUUUGCGCAAGGGGAUUUUUAUCCAGGACAUAAGGAAAUGGUACCACCUCGUCUUCUUCUAGAACAUAGUCCAAGAAAGAAACCAGCAGCUAUUGAAGAGAGAAAAGAGGAAAAGAAAAAGACUGAUGUAAAGAGGGCUACGACUGAAACUAAGAAGAAAGAAAAAGAAGAAAAAAAAGAGAAAGCUCAUGAGAAGACAGCUGUCCCUGAAAUUAAAAAAGCAGAUAAAAAAGAAGCUGCUGUGUCCAAAGAACUCAAAAAACCAACAAAAGCUCCUGCAGCCAAACCAGCCAACAAAAAAGCAGCAGCACCAGGACAGGCAGCUGGGAGGGAAACCUGCUCCCUCGCCCCUGUCCCCGUGGAGGCUCAUCUGGGAAAAGCUCCCACAAUGCGCCGAGCAUCACGCCCUGCAGCUAUUGCCAACUCUUCUGGCUCAGUGGUGGGGCACCGGCACAUUACACCUCACCUUGGUGAACAACAGUACCUAAAAUGUCAGCAGGGAAGAAUCUUUGUACCUGCCAUAUGGUAUAACCCGUUGUCAUGCUCCACUCCUCGGUGGACGCGUGAUGGUUCGUUUCAGCUGUGA
Charadrius vociferus (killdeer) is the source of this 1740-nucleotide messenger RNA. It is a transcript of the gene TRDN, whose product is annotated as triadin. Gene Ontology annotation, cellular component: sarcoplasmic reticulum; membrane. The transcript has 19 exons. NCBI's taxonomy places the organism in Eukaryota, Metazoa, Chordata, Aves, Charadriiformes, Charadriidae. Gene Ontology annotation, molecular function: signaling receptor binding. Bases 196 to 1740 code for a protein of 514 amino acids. The record is from RefSeq and is a predicted model, not a curated record.